AUGGAUUCUGGCGUUUGUGGCUUAACAAAUUCAUGUGGAGCUAUGCCAGUAUCAAGCUCCUUUCGCUGGAAAACGUUGCUAUGGCUCAUGAUUGCUACGUUUUGUAUCUUCAUACUUACGGUUUAUAUCUGGAAAUUUGGGGCAUUUCUCCGCCACUUCACUAGGCAUAGGAUUUUGGAUGGGAAUCCAAAGUCCACUCGCUAUGCGAAAACUUGGCACGGUUGGGUGCCUUUGGAUGAUCACGAGACGAAGAGAGCUCGGAGGCAAAAGCGGUUCAAGAAAUUUCGCCGAUCGGUAGCGUGGAAAUCGCCCCAUGCUGAUUAUAACUGGGUGUGGUGGGAUCCAAAGGGGGCUGCGGUAAAGCAGCAUUUCGAGGAUCAAAAAGGGAUUCGCUGGCUACGUCGUUGGCUGAAAAGCCAUGAACACCGAAAAGUAGGCCUGAUCUCAAAAGCCCAUGCUAGGGGCCGGGGAACGGGUGAACCAGACGCAAACAAGAUGCGAAAGCCAGCGGUGCGACAUUCGAUGAAAAUUUCGUCACAGGUUGUGAAGUUUCGGAAGCGCCCACUACGCAGUAGACUACCGUUAUUCUUAGAUGGCCAUAGUGACAACAUGAUCCCAUCAAUCUUAUAUAAUAGUUUCACUCGAGUUUCUGCAAAAAAGGCUCCUCCUUAUCCAGCUUUAAAUUCUCGGACGAGGAGUCGACAAAAACCAAUACUUGAUUUACCGCAUACCGAAUUAAGACGAUGCACCUCGCUAUCUCAUCUUCCUCCAAGUUUGAGCAUUGCUGAUAUAAGGUUCGCACCCGAAGUUCGCAGGAAGGCAGUCUCGGAAGCCCCUCAAGGGAAUGCAAUCCCUUCGACGCCUUUUCCAACACUGUAUGACGCUCGUCUUCGAAAAUUCAUACCCUGUGGCGAAGGGCAAAAUGAUCUCAGUGGUCCUCAAACUGCGGUAACCAUGGAAAAAUCGCUUAGUUGGAAAUAUAAGGCGUGGGCCGCGAAAAUGCAAAUCCAUACUUUUGGGCAAAGCCCCCCUUGCCUUCACGGUCUGAUUGGGCGACCUGGCAGUCCACUAUCCGCUAUCCUGAAGUCUAUGAGCUCUUCGGGCCAUUAUUCCGAGUUUUCGGAUCAUUAUAGCCAUAUGCCAAUGCAUAAACAUGACUGCGGUAUUAACCCUUCUGGACCCUCAACGCUGUCCCAGCUCGCCCCUGGUAUACAACGUAGAGCUCCCCCAAGGGUCCAUGUAUCAGCCGCUUCCGACGCUUCCCUAGACACCGCUUCUGUGGAUGGCAAUAUGGACGGAGGCAGAUCACUUCUUGCCCAAAAUAUAAAUCAAAUCAAAGGACAUGUCCAGCAACAACCAUUAUUAUCUCAGGCAGAAGCCGAAACCUCUGCAAGACGACCGCUUCAUCCCAUGCAGAACAAGGCUAUUUCAUUCCAGCUCCCUAAAUACCCUCAGAACCCAAGGAAGGAACCAUGGCAAAGCACACCGUCUCGAUUGAGUGAUUAUGAAAUCCAGUUAAUCUACGACCUAGAUUGCCGACUCGAAUGGCUCUCAAGUGAAGUUGAGCCUGGUCGCAAGCCGUUCCAUUUUCUGUUGCUCGCCAACCAUUGGCUAAACAGAGCUACCUGGAUUGUUCUGGAUCCUGUUUCGAGAGUUCCACCUGCCGAGCGAAGGACAUAUGGGGACCCCAGGUUCAAUCGCCCCUUCACUGAGCCCCACGGGGAUGCUGUUAAGCAGAAAUAUCCAGUUCAAGGCCUUGUGAAAUUAGAUGCUCCCCGACUAGAUUCAUGGAGAAUGGCGGUUAAUGGAGCAAGGAAAUCGACAGGCGUAAAAGAAUUUUUAAAAUCAGCAGAAUUAUUCGAUGGCUCAGAAGACGAAACCCCAGACGCUGUCUUUGAUCCCGCGAGCUGGAUUCUUCGAAAACCUCCACAGGGAUAUGAACGGUCAAAAAAGCAAGGGGAGGUCUACUAUGAAGGAAUGGGUGGAUGGUGGGAAAAGCUAGAAGACUGGCAGAACGUCUGCCGAGCGUACCGGGCGCGGAAAAUCAUUUGCGAAGGGAGAGCCAAUAGACGGAGAAUAAGGGAGGUGGCAAGGAAAGCUAUUGGACCGUAUCGCAAAGUGGUGAAAAUAUGGAAUCAAGACCCGAGUGCUCAUCUGAAAGCGAAGCGAAGGGAGGAACAACCUGCCGCCAGCGAAAUGAGACAGGUAAUGUCUGGGAGCGGCUCUAUCCCGCGACAGCGCCGUCGUCGGCACGACGAUAGUCACAGGCGGCCAACAAUAGCAGGGUUAGCUUUCGGCACGUCAGGGAACAGUUGCUUGUCUGUUUCGCGAUCUACUGGGGGUUUUUCUGGAGAAUCGGCACACAACCAUCCGCCAAUGGAUGGUUCAUGUGCAGUGGAUGGCAGCUGCAUGUCCGCCGCAGCUGUAGAGACGAUUGGGUCUAUGGACACCCUUCUUCUGUAG
Histoplasma capsulatum G186AR is the source of this 2463-nucleotide messenger RNA. RefSeq lists its product as uncharacterized. Lineage: Eukaryota; Fungi; Ascomycota; Eurotiomycetes; Onygenales; Ajellomycetaceae. The transcript is spliced from 3 exons. The coding region runs from base 1 to 2463 and encodes 820 amino acids. The record is from RefSeq and is a predicted model, not a curated record.